This is a messenger RNA of Trifolium pratense (red clover), 1561 nucleotides long. Its product is annotated as shaggy-related protein kinase kappa. The record is from RefSeq and is a predicted model, not a curated record. The transcript has 11 exons. The coding region runs from base 1 to 1308 and encodes 435 amino acids. Gene Ontology annotation, biological process: signal transduction; protein phosphorylation. Lineage: Eukaryota; Viridiplantae; Streptophyta; Magnoliopsida; Fabales; Fabaceae. Gene Ontology annotation, molecular function: ATP binding; protein serine/threonine kinase activity. Gene Ontology annotation, cellular component: cytoplasm.
AUGGCUUCUGCUAGCCUUGGAAAUGGUGCUGGUGUCGGCAGUAGUUCCAGGUCUGCUGCUGCCUUAAGAGGUUCAUCUAGUUCUGUUGAUUGGCUUGGUAGAGAGAUGCUUCAGAUGAGGCUCAGAGACAAACUCAACCGUGUUGAAGACGAUGACAAUGACAAUGACAAUGAUGAUGGCAGAGAGAGUGAGCCUGAUAUCAUUGAUGGUGUGGGUGCUGAAACAGGACAUGUAAUAAGAACCAGUAUCGGUGGUGGAAGAAACGGUCAAUCUAAACAGAAUGUUAGUUAUAUCGCCGAACAUGUAGUUGGGACGGGCUCUUUUGGCACUGUUUUUCAAGCAAAAUGUAGAGAAACAGGAGAGAUUGUUGCCAUCAAGAAGGUUCUCCAGGACAAGCGUUACAAGAAUAGAGAGUUACAAAUUAUGCAAAUGCUGGACCAUCCAAAUAUUGUUGCCCUGAGGCAUUGUUUCUUUUCGACCACCGACAAAGAAGAGCUUUACUUGAAUCUUGUACUUGAAUAUGUUCCUGAAACGGUGAAUCGUGUUGCCAGGAACUAUAGCAGGAUUAAUCAGCGAAUGCCUUUAAUAUACGUGAAACUUUAUACGUACCAGAUAUGCAGGGCACUUGCUUAUAUACAUAAUUGCAUUGGCAUCUGUCACCGUGACAUCAAACCUCAGAACCUACUUGUGAACCCACACACCCAUCAGCUGAAACUAUGUGAUUUUGGUAGUGCGAAAGUGUUGGUGAAAGGAGAACCUAAUGUUUCGUAUAUCUGUUCAAGAUACUAUCGUGCCCCAGAACUUAUAUUUGGUGCGACUGAAUAUACAACUGCCAUAGAUAUAUGGUCAACUGGUUGUGUAAUGGCUGAAUUACUUCUUGGACAGCCUUUGUUUCCUGGGGAGAGUGGAGUUGAUCAGCUAGUUGAAAUCAUCAAGGUUUUGGGAACUCCUACCAGGGAGGAGAUAAAGUGCAUGAACCCAAAUUAUACUGAAUUUAAGUUUCCCCAGAUAAAACCUCAUCCAUGGCACAAGGUCUUUCAGAAACGUUUACCUCCGGAAGCAGUUGAUCUUGUCUGUAGGUUCUUUCAGUACUCUCCUAAUUUGAGAUGCACUGCUUUGGAAGCAUGCAUUCACCCCUUCUUUGAUGAAUUGAGGGACCCAAGCACCCGCCUUCCCAAUGGUCGCCCACUGCCUCCGCUGUUUAACUUUAAACCUCAGGAACUUUCUGGUAUUCCACCCGAUGUCAUCAACCGGCUUAUUCCAGAACAUGCUCGUAAACAGAACUUAUUUAUGGCUUUGCACACCUAGCAGUUUUAUUUUUGUCCUCCCCUGCUGCCUACCUAGCAGGCUGUAAAUUAUCGGGUGUAUCUGAGAAAGAGUGCUACAGAAAGAGUUCCUAGGAUUAUAUUUAUAAUAUUAUGAUUCCCAUUUUUUUUUCCUUUUUGUCAAAGGAGCUGUUUUCUAUUCUUGCUCAGGAGUGAAUGCUUUCAUGUAUAUUUUAUCUUAUAGACCCAUUUGGACAUCUUUUCUUAUAUAGAACGAAACUUGAUAGUGUUCAUGA